Messenger RNA from Nannizzia gypsea CBS 118893, 1392 nucleotides. RefSeq names its product pachytene checkpoint protein 2. The transcript is spliced from 8 exons. The record is from RefSeq and is a predicted model, not a curated record. Bases 1 to 1392 code for a protein of 463 amino acids. Gene Ontology annotation, biological process: meiotic recombination checkpoint signaling; reciprocal meiotic recombination. Gene Ontology annotation, molecular function: ATP hydrolysis activity; ATP binding. NCBI's taxonomy places the organism in Eukaryota, Fungi, Ascomycota, Eurotiomycetes, Onygenales, Arthrodermataceae. Gene Ontology annotation, cellular component: nucleus; chromosome.
AUGGGGCAACCAGCUGUAAGAGUGGUAAAUGCCCCGGUGCUCCACGUCGAGGCAAGGCUGAGCGCGCCUGAUGGUGGCACUGUCAUGAGAACCGAUAUUGUGCGCGAUGAAGUUGCACAGUGGCUUACUGACAACUUUGCCGUGCUAAGCAUAGGGCAAGAGAUAAAAAACUUGGGCAACUUCAAAGGGUUUCAUUCGAUGUACCUUGACUCAAUCAAGGUGAUGGAAUGCUCAGGAAAACGGGAUGAAAGUGAGACCGUUCAUUUAAAUGACGUGAACCUUGACAUCCAGCCCUAUCAACUGCGUGCGAGCGAACCCGAGAGUCUGUCACAGAACCAUGGAGAUGAGAAACAAGAUGAGUCUUCUCCCCAAGCACGAGUGAUGUCAUUGCCGAACAAGGAACUAGACGGUAUCUGGGAAUCGCUCUUAUUCGACCAGCCAAUACACACAAACUUGCUGCAUGCGAUCAGCCGAAUGCUCGGGUUUUCAUGGCGUAAGCUUGAUCACAGGACAAUCACCUGGAACCGCCUUAUCCUUCUUUACGGGCCCCCGGGAACGGGUAAAACAAGCCUGUGCCGUUCGUUGGCCCAAAAAUUGUCAAUCCGUCUGGGGAGGCAGUUCCCUCACAGUAAAUUAGUCGAAAUCAACGCGUAUUCCCUAGGCAGCAAAUACUUCAGUGAGAGUGGGAAGCUAGUGGCUAAGAUGUUUGGUAUUGUCGAAAGCAUGUUAGAGAACGAGCCUGAUACGCUGGUCUCUGUCUUUAUUGACGAGGUUGAGACAAUGACCGCCCAGAGGGAACAAACAUUAAGUGGAAAUGAUCCUCUUGACGCAAUGAGAGCUGUUAAUUCCCUUCUCGUGUCCUUGGAUCGCCUAAGACAGUACCCUAAUGUUGUUGUAUUCUGCACAAGCAAUCUCCUUUCAGCUCUGGACUCAGCGUUCCUUGAUCGGGUUGAUAUCAAACAAUUGGUCCCACCGCCAUCAGAACUUGGGGUAUAUGAGAUCUUCAGAAGCUGCUUGGAGAGUCUAAGUAAAUGUGGAUUAGUAGAGGGAUUACGAUUCGAUGUGGUUCCGGUUGAUCCAACUAACACAACCACGGAACUUAAGUACGUUACCAAGUCUGCCGAGUUCCUCCUGUUACCCUCUUAUGGGGAGAUGCAGUUAUGGUAUCAACUGUUUCCAUCAUCCAUCCCAAAACAACUGGCUGAUAUUGCACGUAUGAGCGUAGGCCUCAGCGGUCGGUCACUGCGACGGAUUCCUGCAUUAUCCCUUGUCCUGUAUACCAGCUAUGAAGUCUGUCCUAUUGACCAAGCGAUAGCUGCGUUAAAACGUGGAGUCAAGGAGGAAUUGAAAGCGAAGCGGGAGGCAGGAGGAGAGCAUCAAAGCAGGGCAUAA